Molecule: messenger RNA, 1599 nt
Organism: Pimephales promelas (fathead minnow)
Lineage: Eukaryota; Metazoa; Chordata; Actinopteri; Cypriniformes; Leuciscidae
Source: RefSeq, a predicted model, not a curated record
UGUUAUCUUAUGGGAGUAUCGGUUACCUGUACCAGUGUGUGUGUUUCUGAAGUCUCAAAGGCAGCAGAGGUGAUCCAGCUGGAGUUAUUGAAAGCAGAGAGUCAUGGAUGAGGAGUCCCAAGAAGACAUCGAGUGUCCGGUGUGUUACGAGAGUCUCACGGACAGUGCCAGGACCCUCAGCUGCGGGCAUCACUUCUGCCAUGACUGCUUAGUGCGAACCCUGGUGAACACCAGCCAGAACGGCUUCAUUAAACGGGAUACUAUCAUCUGUCCUGUCUGCAGACACCUGACAUUCAUCACAAAGCACCACGGAUUAACAUUUUCCCCGACUGAGGGCAAAAGGAUCGGAAGGACACUGGAAGUGCCACCCGUCCCCACUCCUGCGUUCCCAAGGAAUUCUGUUCACAGUUCUCACGGUGGAUGUCUCGGCUGUGUCGGCAGGUGUCUAAGGAGCAUUUCAUGUAGACUAUGUAGACGAAUGCUCGUCUGUCCUAAAGACGCAGAGGUGUUUAUCAUUAGUGAGUCGGGUCGACCCAUGACAGAAGGGGAUGUUAUUGACAUUGGGAUAGCUUCAGGCUGGCAGAGGGACUAUGGCAGUAAUGGACCGAGACUUUGCACCAUCUCCUGUUGCCUUCUGGUCUUAAUGAUCACUUUCACCUUAUUGGCCCUCGUGGCUGCCACACUUCCAUGGGUUCUGCUGGCAUAAAGGCUCCAGAACUGUUACCUUGUGUACGAUUUAAACGAUUAGUAUGUAUUAUUGUGUUAAGCCAGGCUUUCUGAAAAAGAGAUGCGUUGGCUGGUUUCACUCGGUCACAAUGAAUGUUUUAUGAAGAACAGACGGUUAUUGUGAGAUCGUUUCCAAGGCUUGUUCUGACAUGUCUUGGAGGGAGGCAAUGCUGAAGAUUUAAUUACAGAAACAAAGUCAUUGUAUAGUAUUACUUAAUGGAUAAACAAGUAUUUUGUUCUGGAACUGAAUGGUGGCUCCCUUGAGUUACUGAGGAGACGGGAGACGUUUAAACCUCGAGAAGCAAAGAUGAGAUUGUCGACUGGAUGUCAUUUGAUCUCGGAGAAAGAAAGACUGUGGGAUUCAGUUACAGCUACUGUGGACAUAUAGCAGGGUUGAGAAUGGAGAAAAAGGAAGGGUGUGAUGAUGAGGCUUUACUUUGAGCUUUUCUUGACUGCUUGCAAUGCCUGUAAGGAAUGAUACACACCCUCUCUUGACCAGAAAUUCUUGUAACGCAGGUUAGCGAUGACAUGACUGAUACCUCACAUUCUGGAGGGUGUUUGUGACACGUACCAGUGCAGCAAUGCAUACUUGAACCCUUAAAAAUAUUCAUGUUUAUACUGUCUCCUCCCAGAGGACAAAUUUUAUUGCUCAGAAGUUUCUUUCAUGGCUUAGGUGCCGUAAUUGAUUUCUCAGUUUUAAACAUCAAUUUGUUUAAUGUUUCUCCUAAAAAAAAAAAAAAAUAAGAACUUUUUUUUUCAUUCAUUUAUUUCAUAGGGAAAGCGUUAUAAGCACCAAACCAAUCAGAGGUGAAUCAAACCAUUACAAAAGUUUAUUUGAAGCAUAAAAGUAUUUGAAAGUAAAUAAAAAAAAAA